Messenger RNA from Oncorhynchus nerka (sockeye salmon), 2831 nucleotides. Its product is annotated as NLR family CARD domain-containing protein 3-like. Lineage: Eukaryota; Metazoa; Chordata; Actinopteri; Salmoniformes; Salmonidae. Bases 792 to 2816 code for a protein of 674 amino acids. Gene Ontology annotation, molecular function: protein binding. The transcript is spliced from 5 exons. The record is from RefSeq and is a predicted model, not a curated record. Gene Ontology annotation, biological process: intracellular signal transduction.
AUAGCAUUUUGCGGAAAAAAAACAUGAUUAUUUGUCUCUCUGAAAUGAAGACAUCAAGUGAUUUUAAACAAAUACAUAUCUGUCAUUGAACAAUCCCAUGAUUAGAUAGUGAACAACCCCAUGAUUAGAUAGUGAACAACCCCAUGAUUAGAUAGUGAACAACCCCAUGAUUAGAUAGUGAACAAUCCCAUGAUUAGAUAGUGAACAAUCCCAUACCAUGAUUAGAUAGAGAAAAAACACACCAAUCUCUUUCAGAAAUGCUUUAAACAAUAAAAGCUAAUUUACUAACAAUUCUGAAAAGUGAUAUAUAGUGUUUUGGAAUGAAACUCUUCUUAUGUUUCCCCAUCUGAGCUCAGAGUAGAUGAGAGAUGUAAUGUUUGUCUCUGUUGUGUUGAAGCCCAAACCAGCAGGAGAGACCAGCCCUCCCUGUUCCCAGCUGUGUGUCCAUGAAGAGUGACUGGUCUAUGGAUCUACCUAUGAAGUUUAGAGAGGGAGACUUUUCUACUGAACAAAGAAACCAACAGGAGAGAUCAGAGUCAGAGAUGCUCAGUGGUCAGUCUUCCCAGAGUCAUCAAACAGACCUGGCCUCUAUAUUCAGUUUGCUUGAAGAUAAAAUUAUGACAUUUGUGAAGAACGAGCUGAAGAUGUUCAAGAGGAUUCUUAGUCCAUAACUCCCAGAAGGAUUUGAGAGUCAGAAGCAGGAUAAGGAAGUGGUGGACGCUGAAGAUGAGAAGCAGGAGAGCAGUGCCAGAGAGGGGGCUCUGAAGAUCACACUGCACGUCCUGAGGAAAAUGAACCAGAAGGAGCUUGCUGACACACUGGAGAAAUAUUCAGAUGAGCUUGCUGUGAUUUGCCAACGUGAACUCAAAUCUAAUCUAAAGCAGAAGUUUCAAUGUGUAUUUGAGGGGAUCGCUAAACAAGGAAACCCAACACUUCUCAAUAAGAUCUACACAGAGCUCUACAUCACAGAGGGUGGAACAGGAGAGGUCAAUAAUGAACAUGAGCUGAGACAGAUUGAGACAACAGCCAGGAAACAAGCAAGACCAGAGACUGCAAUCAAAUGUAACGAUAUCUUCACACCCUUAACUGGACAAGACAAACGUAUCAGAACUGUGCUGACAAAGGGAGUCGCUGGCAUUGGAAAAACAGUCUCUGUGCAGAAGUUCAUUCUGGACUGGGCUGAAGGAAAAGCAAAUCAGGAUGUCCAAUUUGUAUUUUCAUUCCCUUUUCGGGAGCUGAAUUUGAUGAAAGAGGACAAACACACUUUGAUUGAACUUCUUAAUCACUUCUCAAUGGAAACCAAACAAUCAAGAAUCUCCAACUACGACAAAUACAAAGUUCUGUUCAUCUUUGAUGGUCUGGAUGAGUGCCGACUGCCCCUAGACUUCCAGAAGAACAAGAUAUGUUGUGACGUCACAGAGUCAACCUCAGUGGAUGUUCUGCUGACAAAUCUCAUCAAGGGAAAUCUGCUUCCCUCUGCUCUCCUCUGGAUAACUACCCGACCUGCAGCAGCCAAUACAAUCCCUUCAGGGUGUGUUGACCAGGUGACAGAGGUACGAGGGUUCAAUGACCCACAGAAGGAGGAGUACUUCAGGAAGAGAUUCAGUGAUGAGGACCUGGCCAUCAGAAUCAUCUCACACAUAAAGACAUCGAGGAGCCUCCACCUCAUGUGUCACAUUCCAGUCUUCUGUUGGAUUUCUGCAAUAGUCCUUGAACAAAUUCUGAAACAUAAGAGAGAAGAGAUGCCCAAGACUCUGACUGAGAUGUACACACACCUUGUGGUGUUUCAUACCAAACAGAAGAAUGAAAAGUAUCUUGGGAAAGAAGAGACAGGUCCACACUGGAAUAAAGAGAGCAUUCUGUCACUGGGAAAACUGGCUUUUCAACAGCUUGUGAAUGGCAAUCUGAUUUUCUAUGAAGAAGACCUGAAGGAGGCUGGCAUUGAUGUCAGUGAAGCCUCAGUGUACUCAGGAUUGUGCACACAGCUCUUUAAAGAGGAAUGUGUGCUGUACCAGGACAAGGUGUACUGCUUUGUUCAUCUGAGCAUUCAGGAGUUUCUGGCUGCUGUUUAUGUGUUCCUCUCAUUCAUCAACAACAAUGAGAAUCUAAUGCACGAACCUCAAUCAAUGUUCAGAUACUUUUACUCGCUCUUCAGAGACAAGUCUGAAGUUACUUUCUACGGGAGUGCUGUGGAUAAAGCCUUACAAAGUGAGACAGGAAACCUGGACCUUUUCCUCCGCUUCCUUCUGGGACUCUCACUGGAGUCCAAUCAGAAGCACUUACGAGGUCUACUGACAAAGACAAGAAGCAGCUCACAGAGCCGUGAAGGAACAGUCAAGUACAUCAAGGAGAAGAUCAGGGAGAAUCCCUCUCCAGAGAGGAGCAUCAAUCUGUUCCACUGUCUGAAUGAACUGAAUGACCAUUCUCUAGUGGAGGAGAUCCAAAGCUACCUGAGCUCAGGAAGUCUCUCAGAACACAACCUGUCACCUGCACAGUGGUCAGCUCUGGUCUUUGUGUUGCUGACUUCAGAAAAGGAGCUGGAUGUGUUUGACCUGAAGAAAUACUCCAGAUCAGAGGAAGGUCUUCUGAGGCUGCUGCCAGUGGUCAAAGCCUCCAGAGCUGCUCUGCUGUCAGGCUGUGGAGUCACAGAGGAAGGCUGUGCUUCUCUGGUCUCAGAUCUGGAGUCAAACCCCUCACACCUGAGAGAGCUGGAUCUGAGUAACAAUGACCUGAAGGAUUCUGGAGUGAAGCUGCUCUCUGCUGGACUGGGGAAUCCCCACUGUAAACUGGAGACUCUGAGGUCAGUAUUCCUGUAGUUGGUCAACAAGUGA